UAAGGAUUACAGACUGGCAAGGGUUUCUGGUCCAUUGACAUAUAAUGACAUUACCACUGCUUCACCGGAAGGGAGGAAGGACAUUUGGACAGAGAGAGAAAGAGACUGGGAUGAAGCAGAAGCUAUUGACACAGGACAAGGAGGUGAAUCUGGAACAGGUGCAUCGGCGUAUGAACAGUCUUAUGGACGAGGACAUGGCACACAAGCAGAUCCCUGGCCCGUCUAUCGAGAUCUCUGCGCUGGACAUCGACAGCAUGCAGCCCAGCCGGCAGCUGGAGUCUGUGCGGGACUACCCGGGCAGGGGCCUGUCUGUGAGCACCUAUCUCCCGGGGGAGGGCCAUGGGGUGGGCCUGGGUCGGACACUAGCUCAGGGCCCUGGCAGCACACUCCCCCACCACCCCCCCAGCAGCUCCACCAUCCCCUCCAUUCAGUGCAAACACAGAGCUCCCAACGGGGGUCUGUUCCGACUGAGUCCCGCCAAGAUACCCAUGCCAAUGUCAUACCAGGGAGUUCCCGGAGGACCCAUCCCAGAAGCCAUUGAACCCACCCACAGUACAUCCAUCUGAUGGUGCCUCAACGUCACAUCUCCUACCCCUCACCUGAUUUUUGUGGGGUAUUAUUUGUGGGGGGGGGAAUAAAUAAAUAAAAAAAUUGGGAAAGUGUGCAAACAAGAGAAAUAAGAGAUUUUUAUUACCUGUUGAACAACCGACAUCAAAGGAAAAGCAAAUUUUUUUGUAUAUAUUUGUAAAUACUGAGAGAACGAAGUGAAGUUAAAGUGUAUUUUGAAUAUUCUCAAUUUUUCAAGUUGAGUUAUAAAAAAACUAAAUAAGAUGAAAAAAAAAAGUAAAAAAAAUGACUGUUUGAAUGGCUUUGUAAAUUUUGUUCUAUAUGAAUAAUGACGCAAAUUCAUUGUGAUUGUUUUCUAAGUGCCGAAAAAUGUCUCUCCACAGUUCAUUCUUAGAUUACCAUUCACCAUAGGACAUAAUGUUGAACUCCAACUGUUAUGCACCUCUUUAACAACCUUAUACUUCAGUAUCAGAUAAGAAUAUUCCAAAUAGAUGGAAUCAUUUUGUUUGUAAGACAUAUAUACAUUUUUCAAGUUUUUUUUCCUUCUUUUUCUAACUUAAAGUCUUGGUGAAUCAUUGUUUAAGGCUGAAACUGAAGUAAACAUGGUUUCUCAUGAGUUCUACAGAUUUAUGAAAUGGAUGGUACUUCAUUAAGUUCAAUUUCAGCCCUAUGUUGUAAAAGACAGAGGGAGAUACAGUCCCAGUCAGUCCCCAACAGCAAAGAAAGGCAGUCCUAGUGGUACUAGUGCCGUGUACAGCAUAACAUCAGCCACGCUAAGGGAAUGUUCAAAAGGAAUCUGACAUAAAUCAUGAUUGAAUCGUGCCCCUUCCAGUGUAUGCUACAUGUUUCCUUGAUUGCGUGGGAGGGAUGUUUAAAACAAAACUUUUAUUUUUACAUUUAACAAAAAAAAGGCUCAUUUUAGGAAAAAAUAUAUGUAUUCAUUUCGUACUUAAGGAUUUAUUGUUGAAAAGCUGUAUACCGGUUCUCCUUUCAGAGCAGUGGAGUCUUUGGAACUGCAGAGGGAGAAAAGUAGAUAUAUAAUAUCUCAUAUUUAUCAUUUGUAAUAGAGCAAUUAUCACCAAGGAAGAUGGAAGAUAAAAGAGUGAUAUCAAAAUCAUGAACUAUUAGUGUUGGUAAUAGCAGUUCAGGUGGCAUAUCCUAAUGUCUAAAUUCUGAUGGAGCUCUGUUCAUAAAACAAACAGAAUUUCCCCAUCAAUUAACCUGGGCACAUUGCAGAGCAGCAGUUUAUGUCACAUUUCCAACUGAAGAUGAACUGCAAAACUUUACCAAGACUUUCAUAAGUGCAAUUAAAAUGCAAUUAUGUCCUGCAGUAUACUUUUUGUUUCUGUUUAUUUCCUUUAGCCUGUCAUUCUGGAAAACUCAUUGCUAGGAAGUGAGAUAGUGAAUGUCAAUCUCAGUGGUUAUAUUGUGUUGUCGUUCGUCACAUCCUAUAUGCACAAUACAACGUGUACCAGGAGUACUGAUAGGUGAUCUAUACUCAUACUGUUAAAAAGGUUUUCAUUUACCGGAUUGUCCGUACCUCUUGGAAAAUGUAACUAAUUUCCCUGCAGAGCCAUUGAGGGAAAGCAAAGAACGAUAAUUAAGUGAUGUCAUGAGAAUAAACAGAACUACCAUACCUCAAAGUGAGAGAAUCAUGUUUCGCAUCACCCGUUCUCCGCUCAUGCUUCUCGAACAAAAUUGGCGAGGUUGUAAAGCCUGUAUAUUUUGUACAAGUACAAGUACUUACUAAUGUGAACCAAAGUGAUCUCAUUUUACACUGUGUUCUGCAUACAACCUGUGGCUCUGAUCAGCUAGCUAACAGUGGUGAAAAGGAAGUCCCACGUUACUGUACUGUAAGGGUUUAGUGUGUUUCACUGCCUUACUGUAUACCCCCCCCCCGGUUACUGUAUCAAUGGCCACACCACAAUAUUAAAGAAAAUAUUAUAGAAAGCUAUCAUACCAUAUAGUCUGUAAAAGUACAUCUAAGGGAGACUCUUAUUUUAUUUAUGAAUAUGCUGCUUGGAGUUUCUUAAUCUUUAAUAAAGAAAUAUGGUUUACAUAUGUUUGUUUCUAUGAUUCACGGGCAUGUGAUGAUAGAUAACCCGUACAGUACAUUUGCAUGUGCCAGUAUUAUAAACCAUUUGUCCUAUAUUCAUUUAUUUUUAAACAUUAUGAAAACAUUAACAUUUUAUUUUGAUCUUUGAAAACCAAUUCUAGUACUAACUGACAUCAUAGAAGUCAUGUCUGCCUUGCUUUAUUUGCUUUAAUGCUCUCGCUAUGAUAUAAAUGAAAAUCAUCCCUUUGAGGUGGUGCUCUGUUAACUGGCCAACAUGAAGGAAAUGAUUCCAACAGAUAGCUGAGGAUGACAGAAUAGACCAAUCAACAAGUUCUCUUCAUCACAACAGGGCCUUUUACUUACGCCUAGGGCUGUUGCGGUGACCCUAUUACCGCCACACCGGCGGUCACAAGUCAUGAAGGCAGUCAAAUUCCACAGGCUUCUCCAAGCUCUGAUGCUGCUGAUGGUCAUUAGUAGCCUAUCAAACUUGCUAACUGCCUGGUACUCAGCACUCUAUUGUUCCUCUAAUCACUCUGACAUCAAUGCAAAUGUGUUUGAAAAUCUAAUCAAACACUUCAUGAGAGCCCAUGAUGGCUGCUAAUAAAAGAGGAGGAUCCCAUCGGCUUUCUAUAGGCUAGGCCUACUAUAUUUAUUUCUCAACAUUCCUAAUAUUAAGCACAUUGCUUAUAUUUACAACAGGAGUAUAGCCUACCUGGCUGGCAUGAAAAUAAACCACGAGGAAAAACGUCCUCCAUUCGCUAUUUAAGUGCAUAGAUGAUGUAUUCUUUCCGCUGCCCCUGUUUUGAUACAGGUGCAUGAUAAUGGUCCAUUUAAUCAAAACAAAUGUCACACGUAUAUGAUUCAGUAUAUGUAAAGAUUAAAUAAAAAUAGUCUGAUGGGUGACAAUAUUAGCCUAUCAGUUGAGAAUGAUAUAUUAUCACUUGUGAAUGAUGCCCAGCAUUUUUUUGCGACCUUUUUCUAAUCGCACACCUCAUGUAGCCUAGCCCACGGGCCUAUAUGUUUUAAUAAGGUUUGUAUCACAACUAAAGUGGCCAAAUAACUUCUUAAAAUUAAGCACAUUAAUCCUCUUUCCAAGAGAUGUAGAGCCUACUGGCCUAUAAGCAGCGCAUGAAUUUCAUGUUUGGGGAAGACCAUUUUCACCAUAGAAAUGCACCUUCAGAAUAAAAGCAGUACAUGCAUAUUUGCAUUUGCGGUCACUUUUGAUAAUGGUGUUCUCUGCUGUUGGGUUCUGAGAAUAUGAAUAUUGAGUGCAGGGAAGUGAUCACAUGUGGCAGGAAUUGAUAAGGGGAGAGA
This is a messenger RNA of Oncorhynchus nerka (sockeye salmon), 3937 nucleotides long. Its product is annotated as glutamate receptor ionotropic, delta-1-like. The transcript has 2 exons. The record is from RefSeq and is a predicted model, not a curated record. NCBI's taxonomy places the organism in Eukaryota, Metazoa, Chordata, Actinopteri, Salmoniformes, Salmonidae. The coding region runs from base 45 to 566 and encodes 173 amino acids.